CAUUGUGUGUAGUCUAUUAGUCUAUAUCUAACGGUGACGUACACAUCUAGUUUCGGUUUAGAUUUCCAUAAGGAAGAUAUUGUCAGCCAUUAUGAAAACUGUGUGAAUUAUUUCUUCAACAACACAGGUUCAAGAUGUCCCACAAUCCACAGACUUGGAAUAAGACACACGUUGUGAGAUCAGGUUCAUCAGAUCCUGAUGUAAGAUGUCGUAUCACUAUUACAACCAAACUAUCUAAUGUAAUCAUAUUCCAAAAUGUACUAGAUAUAACAAUGUAUCGGUUUGCACAGGUAUAUAAAGUCAAACACCUUAAGCAACAACUUGUAAAUGGGCUGUCGCAAUUUAAAUGUGUUCUGGUUGACAUACCCAAACCUCCUUGUCGUCUGAUUUCGGCCACGGUAGACGGCAUAAGACGGGAGAAGUUCAAAGACAACAUCAUUCAAUUAUUAAAUAAGUUUUCUGGGUACUGUGAGGAAUGUACUGUCUCACGACAAGCCUACAAGAUAUUUAAAGAUAGUGAUUUCCUGUUUACUGUAAUAGCUAACAGAGGCAGUAAGGUAGAUAUAGUUUAUUGUAAAGAUGAUUACAUAGAAUGGGCAGUGAUCUUGGAAGGUUGCAGCGAGAAGCAGAAACUGGAUUUGAUGUUAUUACUAGACAAUGUGAACCAAACAAGGUACAUACUCAACGGAAACGAAAUCAGUAUAAUUACUAGUCCUAAUAAUACUGAUUUUAUACUUGAUAUAUGUCAUAACUUUGAUAACGGUGGUUGCACUAUGAUAUAUCGUGGUACGAGUAACGAAUCACACGUUAAUACCAAUAUUACAAUACACGGUAAUGAUUCCGAAGAGCAGUCGACUCUUAGUUCAAACUCAGAAUCAGAGGAUGGGCAUUCCCAAAGGAAGUCCCCGUCUAGUUUAAACACAGAACCAGAGGAUAUGACUAUGCGUAAUGAUACCAAUGUUCCAAGUACAACAUUACUAGAAGCAACUGGUGGAGCAGGACCAGAGCCUGAAAACUGGGUUGUUGUUAAUCAUCUGGAAAAUGGAGAAGAUACAUCGUUGGACCAAAAAAAGGAUAUUGGUGAUGAAACAAAUAAAGAAGAUAAGAAUCGACUUUCAUCAACCAUUCCAGUUACGACGAAUUAUUUGAAUACAGAUGGGGAAGAUUUAAAACGAAUAGAUUUGAUCUAUUUAGAACUGUUUAAUAAACGAAAACAAAUACAGGAUAAAAUUUUACACUUUCUUUCACAGAGCGGUUACAACAAGGGGUUAAGCUUUAAUGAAGAUGGUAGUAUUAAACCACCUUUGAAUAACCAGGAGUUCUUUGCCCUGAAUGUUGCCAUUCGAAAAUAUCUGGAUAUCAAAAUGGUGUCACUAAAACAAUAUAAUCUAUCAGACAGCUGGUUUGACUCCAUGAAUGUUAUUGAAAAUAAUAUAGUUGUCGAGAGGAGAGAACCGCACAUCGUCAUAGUUGGACUAAAAGAUAUUGUUGAACGAGUAUUGGUGAAUCUACGUCAAUACAAACGAAAAGUGGGUGUUUGCACAGAAGGUCAUCAACAAAUAGAAACUAAUCGCGCGGCGGAGGGCACAGAAUAUUUCGGUUUGUAUCAUAUUGGAAUCAACUGUCCAUUAGAAUGUGAAUACAUCUGUAAAGCAGGAGAUCACCUACUAUAUGAACUACAGAAGACGUAUAGCUGUUUUAUAGACAUCCAACCAUUGGUUACUGGUACAAAGGAGAUUCACUUUGCAAAUUGGAUUUAUAAGUCUAAGGAAGCUGGACAUAUUGAAAUUCCAUUGAUUAUUGGUGAUCAUAGAACACUGCCAGACCAAUCUGAUAUUUUGGUGUUGGAACAAAACCAGACGGAUCAAAGCUAUGAAUCUGGGCAGCAAAGUAGUGAUAAUUUGGCACAUUACAGGAUCAUGCCAGAUUCUUCAAAGCAACAUUUAGAAGACCGUGUUAAGAAAGGAAAAUACAAAACUUUAAUAUUACUAAUGGAUAAAACCACGAAGAAAGAAACAGUUUCUUUUUUCUUAAAAGCUUGUAAAGAUUGGACCAAAAGGAUUUAUUUACCAAUGAAAUCAAGGCCACAGGUUAAUUGUUAUCUCUUGCAAACCCUGUUUGAGAAGGGUGAAUUGAAAUAUGGAGGUCAAGAUACAUUGGAAGAUGUACAACAUCAUCAGCCGUGUAAAGGACAUUAUAUUGAAAUGAAAAUUGGUCAGAUAAAUAAUCAAAACGUUGAUGUAAUUGUUGAUGUAGUAGAGAGUCAGACACUUCCACACAGAUAUGAUAUUAAAACAGUAAAAGUUUCGGAUAAACCAUUUCAAUAUAAAAUUGAAUUGAAUGUUCCACCAUACAGAUUUGACUCUUCAUCCCCAAUAAUAAGGGUGGCGUUAAUGGUGAAUGCAUGUUUACGAGAAGUAUCUGAGAAGAAGUUGGCGAGUAUAGCAUUUCCAGUUCUUUGUAUGGGUCAUGUCGGUUAUCCGGUCAACCUAGUAGCCAAGAGCAUGAUGGAAACAAUUGAUGAAUUCUUUAAAUUCCAUAACGACACAUCUUUAUGUCACGUGAUGAUAGUAAUACAUGAGCAUGGUACACGAUCUGAGGAGGUAUUCUGUGCCGAGAAUUUAUCUAGAAUAAAAGCAGGAAGAAUGGCAGGUGAUACUAUUCAUAGAGUUAAUAUAGAAAUAGCUGGAGAUAAAUUAAAGAAAGAGAAGAUAGAAAAAGCAAUCAAUAAUAUUAUCGAAAAAAAAGAGAUACCUGUAACCGUGGAUGAUGUUUCCAGCAAAAGAAGAGAAGAAAAUAUGGCUGCUAUUCGAUCUUGUGCUAUUGAAAAAAGAGAUGGUACCCACGAAUCAAGAUGUGUUAUUAUAGAAUAUACCGCCAAAGAACUUGGUAUGGCCAAUGUAAAGAAUGUAUUGGUACCAAACUUGAAGGCAGAGAUUCAACCUCUUUGUGUAGUUUCACCAUUUCAAGACAAUGUAUAUAAAGCAUUUCUGGCUUUUGGAAGCAAAAAAGUGAAAGAUGAAGCCUGUGCUUUAAUAAAGAAGAAAUAUGAAACUUCUAAGUUUAUCGAUAUGCCAGCAUCGCAAGAGGUGUUAACCCCUGUGAUACAUAGGGUGAACGUACAUAUCCAGGGUUGUAACGCCCUAAAGAAGGGUUUACAGGACGCUUCAGGUGUUUACACAAUGAGUACUAAUGGUGAAGUAUUUAUAGAAGGUUGUCCCCAACAGAUUGAGUUGGCUAAAAUAAUGUUACAAGAGAAGUAUGGUAAAAAAUAUAACCAAAAUACUGGACUCCAACCAGUACAGGUAGAACCAUGUUCAGUGAAGACAUACAAAUUUAGAGCUUUAAAAUGUCUUUUUGGUCAGGACAAAAUGAAGAUGAUUUGUGGUGAUGUCAAAGAAGUAGAUGGAGAAACACAUUUCAUCCUUCCAAAAGAUUCAAAAGACAAACUGGUGGAAGAUCUUGAGGAUUUAAUGUAUAGAAUACGUCAUGAAGAAAUUGACGUUAAUGACAAUAAAAUAGAAGAAGCCAAACGUUACAGAACAAACCAUGCUCAUAUGGAUACUGUCUAUGUUGAAUUUGAUACUAAAACCAGCAGUAUUCAUAUCUUAGGUGAGGAUUAUGUGGAGGUAGAGCUUGUCAGUUAUCAAGCUAAGGUAGCAGUUGGUAUCAUAAAAUUGACCAAUAAAAAACAGGAAAGUGCAAGAACAGACGAAUAUACACCCACCACUCCUCCUGUGAAAUUAGCACCACCAGUGAUCCAAGAACGCAUUUUCUAUACAAAGUGUAAAAAUCUGACAGUGUGUGUAAAGAAGAGUGAUAUAACUAGAUUAGAUGUUGAUGUUAUUGUAAAUGCUGCUAAUGGAAUGAUGAAACAUGGUGGAGGAGUAGCUAGGUUUAUAGCUACAGCUGGUGGAGAUGAACUAGAAAGACAGUGUAGAAGAUAUAUAGAUGAUAAUGGAGAACUACCUGUUACUGGUAUCUGUAAAACUACUGGUGGUAAUAUGAUCUGUAAACAAGUUUACCAUGCUGUAGGACCAUGUUGGUAUGAUUAUUCCAACAAACCGGACUGUGAAGAUGAUUUGUGUAAAACAAUUGUACGAUGUCUUGUAGAAGCAGAUCAAGAUGGUUUUCAAAGCAUCGCCAUUCCAUCAAUAUCAUCAGCUAUUUUUGGAGUACCUAAAAAUAUCUGUGCCCACAUGUAUGCAAAAGCAGUGAAAAGUUUUGAUGCAGUUUAUCCUGUGUCCAAUUUAAGAGAAAUCUACUUUGUUGAUGUCAUAGAUGGAAUGGUUUCAAUGGUUCAGACUGGUUUUGACAUGUUUUUUACUCAAGGAGAUGAUGAUGAUUUGAUUAAAGAAGAAAUUGAAAGGUUUAUUAAGGGGAUUACUUGUAAGGCUGCUGAACAGCAAUCAGGAGAGGAGAUAACUGACAAUAAACCACCAGAAUUUUCAAUGAUUGCUGUAACAAAAGAAGUAGACAAUAAACCCUAUAUAACCUGUAGCUUACAGUCUAUUAUUACUCUACAUAUCUACCAAGCAGCUGUUUUAUUAACUAAUACAGAUUCGAUCACAACUUGGGAAGAUACAGCAAUGACUAAUUUUAAGGCUUCUGCUAAAAAGAUAAUCAACGCAGCUGGGGAUGUUUACAAAGAAGAAAGAUCAAAGUUGAAAAGUGACGGUGAUUUUAAAGCUGGGUCUGUAUUGACUACAUCAGCAGGAUGUUUACCAUACCAACAUAUUUACCAUCUUAUUUCAUCACUUAAACCAGACAGGAGAGACCUAGAUGUUUUAAUGGAUAAUCUAGUAAAAGAGAUCAGUAUGACAACAGAUACAUCAGUUACAAUAGAUAUUGGAAACAUUGAUGCUGAUGUUCUGUUCACCUCUAUAGUAAACCUGUUUAAAACAGCCAAACCAUCCACAUUAAAAGAGAUACAUUUAGUUGCUGAAUCUGAAGACAAAAUAAAGAAGCUUCACAGUAACUAUGAAUAUUACAUAAAACAACUUGGUGGAAUUAUUAAAAAAUCAGAUAUAAAUUGUUCCAUAUGUUUAGAGGAAAUGUCUGUCUUUAAAACUCUGCCAUGUGGACAUACCUUUUGUGAACCGUGUGUAGAUGCAGCAAUUGCACAGAACCCUGUCUGUCCGAUUUGUCGUAGUAAUGCUUAUGGUGAAAUACAAAAAGGAAACCAACCUGAUGGUAAAAUGGAACACCAUAUUUUACACGCUCAUCUUGAAGGUUUUUCUCAUUGUGACACCAUAGAGAUAAUUUAUUCCUUCAACGAUGGUAUUCAGUCGGCGAACCACCCAAGACCUGGCUACCCGUUUAAAGGUAAAACAGAGACAGCCUAUUUACCUGAUAAUAUGGAGGGUAGAGAAAUCUUAAAAUUAUUAAAACUAGCGUUUGAUAAAAGAUUGAUAUUUACUGUGAGUCCAGAUGUGACGUCAUCAUCUGGUAGAGAGUUUGUAACAUGGAGUAACAUACCACAUAAAACAAGACAAGAUGGUGGACCUGAAAAUAAUGGAUACCCGGACCCAGAUUAUUUAAAUGAAGUGAAAAAGGCACUCCACACUCGAGGCGUCAUAAUACAAAAUACUAACUAGAGUAGUCCAAUAAUAAUCUAAAUUGAUGUAUCGGUCUUACCAAGUAGCUAAUCUAACUAUAUAAACAGCAUAUAUUUACAUACAAAAGAAAUUUAUCUGUAUUUAGGUUAAUCUUACAUGUCUUUUGUUUUUGCAUGUUUUUAUUUUUGAGGUAUAACCCCACCUAGAUGCUCUUUUUAGAAGUGUGUUUUAUAGUAUAAACUAUACAAAUCAGUCCCAUCAAAAAUUAAAAAUGUACAAUUUUAUUUGAAUUGCAAAUGUUUUGUGGCAUGGGGUGUUGUCUUGUUGUUGGGAUCAGACAAAAACCUGAGGUCCCAUAUAUACAAGUUGGUGUGCACCUUGCAUCUAAAUUUAAGAACCCUUGACAGUUGGUAUAAUUCAUAUAAGAGUAGGCCAUAGCACUGUUGUCUACGCAUAAUUUCUUAUAGCAUACUGCAUGGCAUAUGCCUGUUUUCAUUAGCCCAGUCGGUGCGAAAAAGUAGGACAUUAAUUAAAACCCAUUUCUUUUCAAUUCAUUAUAUGGAAGUUUUUGAAAUAUGAUGAAUAUUAUGAAGGUUUGAUACAAAAAAAACAACAUUUACAUAAUGAUUUUGCUUACAAAGGGAAAAAAUUCAUUAAAUUCAAACAAUUUCUUCCUGUGUGGACAGAAUAUUUUAGAAAACCCAAUCAACCUGUGAGCUAAUUAUAAAGGAGGAUGUCAUUAGUAUAUGAGCUAUAAUUUUAAUAACUUUAAAUUAAAUUUUUUUACCUUAUAAUUCCAUUUCUUUGGGGACAUUUCAAUUAGUUUGAAAACACAGUCAUUAUUAUUGUUUGGUAUUUUUUUUUCAUAAUAAUAAUAAAAUACCUUUUCUUUUCUUAAUAAGAUACCUCUCCUUUAUAAUAACCUUUGCUUAAUAAUAUAUCUCUCCUUAAUAAUAACCUUUCCUUAAAAAUAUACCUCUCCUUAAAGAUGCAUUAUGUAAUAGCUAAAUCUGCCUAUUACAUGUUUUUAUUUUGGCUUCAAAUGUUAUAAAAAUUAUUAUUUAGACAUUAAUUCACACAACAGGCCUCAACCAACUCUCUAGAGCAUCGGGUGAUGCAGAUGGAUUAAAAUGUAAUUGCCAUUUAACAUUUUAAAUUAAAUAUGGAGAAGCGAGGCAGAAUCUGGAUUAACAAGUAACACUGCUACAAUAAUAAACAAUCUAUGUCAAAACUUCAUACAGUGAUAACUUCCCUGAUUUCAAACAUAUAUUGCAUAUUUUAUGUUGUGAUUUGUAUUGAAUUAAUAAUUUCUUCAGUGUUAAAUUUAUAUUUUCAAUUAUAAUUAUAUAUUAUUAGGGUUGAUUUUUCUUUUUAUUAGGCUAUUAUUUUUUUAUGUUAGAUUUUAUUCAGAUGUAGCCUAUAUAUACUGAUGUCCAAAAGAAAGUAUACACACUUAAAGUAUGACUAAGUUUUGUUUAGAUUAAAAACAUUUGAUAAAGCAUUACUGAGUUUGUCUCUUGCGUCCAAACUCAACAUUUCUAAGCAAAAUAAAAAUGUGAAACAAAUUGACAUUCUACCCAAAUACCGUAUACCAUGGAAAAACGAAAGCACAAAAUGCACAGUCUAUACUUUCUUUUGGACAUGAGUAUAUUACUUUUUUAUGUUAGAUUUUAUUCAGAUGUUUAAAUUUUAACCCUGUGUAGUAACCUGUAUAACUGUACUAUAUAUGGCAACUUACCCAAGACACAUUUACGAUUGUCCGGAGGCUGGAACAGACCUAUUUUAUUAGUGCUUCUAUCUAUUAUAAACACUAACAGUACAAAUUUUGUGAGAGAUACUUUGCGGAGAUAGCCACUUGUUUUGUUUCAAAUGUACAAUUAUUUUAAUUAUUUUGGGAGAAUAGCUUUGGCACUUUUGAAAAAAAAGUACCGGUAUAAAAUUGUUAUAAUGUAGACAAAAAUUAAAUAUUAGAUUUUGUUUUGGUCAAAAUGAAAAAGUACAGCGUCUGUUGUUAGUAACCUAUGUGCAUUGCUAAAUAUGUGGUAAGUUGAAUUGGGUGUUCUUCUAGCAUCAGCAUACCCUGCCUUCCCUCUUCCGCCAUGCAAGUAGAUGAGAUCAGUUCUAUUGACAUCUGCCAUUCAGCAUAGUGACUGUUCUAGCAUCAGCAUACUCCUCCUCUUGCACAAUACCACAAGUAGGUAAAAGGGCCCUAUGAAUAUCAAUAUCAGGCAGUGAGGUUUGUCUUGAUGACCUGUGGCUGUAAUUAACUUUAGGUAGAACCACUCUUGUAUAGAAUCAAUGGCUGUAUUUGUUGUUUAUUUUUUUUCUAUAUUUGUCGACAGGUUUGUUUUAUCGGUUUUGUAUUGCAUGCACUGCACUGCACUUAAUAUUGGACUUUAAUAAAGAUAUAUAGAAUAGAAAUGUU
Molecule: messenger RNA, 7983 nt
Organism: Patella vulgata (common limpet)
Lineage: Eukaryota; Metazoa; Mollusca; Gastropoda; Patellidae
Exons: 17
Coding region: 135-5597 (1820 amino acids)
Biological process (GO): protein ubiquitination; Notch signaling pathway
Source: RefSeq, a predicted model, not a curated record